Messenger RNA from Zootoca vivipara (common lizard), 1159 nucleotides. Its product is annotated as mas-related G protein-coupled receptor member H-like. Gene Ontology annotation, biological process: G protein-coupled receptor signaling pathway. NCBI's taxonomy places the organism in Eukaryota, Metazoa, Chordata, Lepidosauria, Squamata, Lacertidae. The record is from RefSeq and is a predicted model, not a curated record. Gene Ontology annotation, cellular component: plasma membrane. Gene Ontology annotation, molecular function: G protein-coupled receptor activity.
AUGAGCAAUGAUAGCCUGGAAUCCUGGUCCACUUUGAAUGCUUCAUGGGAAGAUAUUGGAGCAGAAAAUGGAACUGACCUAUCCCCCAAGGAUGGUUUUGAUUAUGAAUUAUCACCAUAUCUUAUAGCAAACAUUCUUAUCUCCGUCUCCAUUUUACUUUUUAGUAUUUUUGGAGUUAUGGGGAAUGGAACUGUCACCUGGUUUCUUGUUUUUUGCAUGAGGAGGAAUCCUUUCACCAUUUUCAUACUCCAUCUGGCUGUUGCUGACCUUGGGGCUCUCAUGUCUUUAUCUUCUUUUUUGAUCAUGAAAGUUCUGAGUUCAUUUUCAGACACAAUUACCAAUCUUCAUUUGUUAUCAGUUUUCGAGUGUUCAUUUUUCUUCAUGUACAACACUGGUCAAUAUCUGUUGACAGCCAUUAGCAUGGACAGGUGUGUUUCUGUCGUCUUCCCCCUUUGGCAUCGAUGCCACCAACCACCACACUUUUCCACCCUUGUGUGUGCUUCGAUAUGGAUCAUUUCUUUCCUGCUCACUGUAAAUGGCAUGGUUCUUUUGAUUUUUACAGUUACAAGGUAUCCCUUUUUCUACCUGCUUCUAGUAAAUGCUAUGCUUUGCCUCCCACUCAUGACUGUUUCAACUCUGGUCCUGUUUAUAAAAGUUUACUUUAGAUCAAAACAGAGGAAGAAGGGAAAAGCUUUAACAGCCAUUCUACUUGCCCUCCUCUUCUUCCUCUUCUUAGCUUUCCCAUUAACUUGCGUUUUAUUAAUCUGUUUUUUCACUCCACUUAUAAAUAAUAAUGUAGAAUCUGUGACAAUAUCUGUUGCAUUAUUAUGCAGCUGCCUGAAUUGUAGUAUUAAUCCACUGAUUUAUUUCCUGAUUGGGAGAAACAAGAGGGCUCGAUCUAGGGAGAGCAUGAAGGUCAUACUCAGGAGACUUUUCAAAGAGGAGGAAAACUGCAGAGAGAAGCGAGAAGUUCCAGUUCAAACCCGGAUGUGAAGACUUCAAAAUAGCUCAGAAAGCUUCAUUUCUAUCGCUUGGUGUUUUUCUUGGUACUUGUUUUCCUCUCUACUCACUAUUAUUUUUAAUUUUUUAAAUUCAUUUACUCCGUUAAUUUUUGUCCUCAUUUUAGCAGUAUCGUUAAAAGCCCCUUAGAUUGCCUAUU